Messenger RNA from Malassezia pachydermatis, 666 nucleotides. RefSeq lists its product as hypothetical. The record is from RefSeq and is a predicted model, not a curated record. The transcript has 2 exons. Gene Ontology annotation, biological process: endoplasmic reticulum unfolded protein response. Lineage: Eukaryota; Fungi; Basidiomycota; Malasseziomycetes; Malasseziales; Malasseziaceae. Gene Ontology annotation, molecular function: ubiquitin-specific protease binding; misfolded protein binding. The coding region runs from base 1 to 666 and encodes 221 amino acids. Gene Ontology annotation, cellular component: Hrd1p ubiquitin ligase ERAD-L complex; endoplasmic reticulum membrane.
AUGGAUCUGGAUACACUGCCGCCAUUUUCCACAUUAUGGCUCGUAGGUGGUGUUACCCUAGCUGCGCUAGAGAGCUGGGGCAUCAUAUCUCCUUAUUACAUGUUUUACUCACCCCAAUUUGUAUUUAAACGGCGGCAGUAUUGGCGUCUGAUAACUUCGUUCAUGUACUUUGGACCGCUAAAUCUCAAUUUGCUGUUCAACUUGUUCUACUAUGUGCGGUUUGCGUUCAUGCUUGAGUCCCAAACAUUUGGAUCGACACGCCGCGCAGAGUAUGCAUGGCUCUUGCUAUGUGCCUCUCUGGCUACGCUCUUAAUAGGCUCUGCCUGCUCCAUUCGAUUUCUUUCGGAGCCGUUGUAUUGGCUUCUGAUGUAUGUGUGGAGCCGCAAAAAUCGACACUUGCGGGUCGGAUUCUUUGGAUUGAUCGUCAUCAGCGCUGCCUAUUUGCCGAUCUUGGAACUGUUCUUGGGUUAUUUUAAUGGCUCGUUUGGCGACGGACGUCAGGUUUUAGGAUUGGUUCUGGGCCAUAUCUACUAUGUCGCAACGGAACUCUGGCCACGCGAAUACGAAGGGAUGGGCCAAAACUGGCUUCAGCCGCCACAAGUAUGGUACGUAUGCAUAGAUCUUACCCGGCACAGGCUCUCCUUGUUUGGCACACGCGCGAACUAA